CGGGCUGGAGCUGGCGCCCCGGGCCGGAAGCGCGCGGGUCGCGCAGGGGCGGCCGCGGACAUGUGCAAGAUGUCCUUCAAGGAUGAAAGUGAUGAUACUUGAUUUGCCUCUGUUGAGAGGUCUUAAUAAAAAUAAUAGUUAAAAUAUACUGAUGUGCCUGAUUCUGAGCCAGAGGCACCUGGGCGCAUCUUCUGAAUCCUGAGGAAGACCCUUGAAAUGAAGGAAACUCCACUUGCCAAUGCCGCAUUCUGGGCAGCAAGGAGAGGAAACCUGGCUCUGCUCAGGCUGUUGUUGAACAGCGGUCGGGUGGAUGUGGACUGCAGGGACAGUGUACGGAUGGAUUCAUUUGGUAUAUGCAUGCCAAGGACACGCCGUUUCCCCUGCUGGCACGAGAGCAGCUCAUGAAUACAUUUCCCUUUGCGAUGCUUAUCUACUUUUUCAUGUUUGCCUGCUUUAUCCCUUGUAAAAGUCCAAGGUACCCUGCAUGGCACCACGCUCCUCAUGGUGGCCUCCUAUGCAGGCCACAUAGACUGUGUGAGGGAACUGGUUCUGCAAGGAGCAGACAUCAAUCUCCAGAGAGAGUCAGGUACAACUGCCCUGUUCUUUGCUGCCCAGCAAGGACAUAAUGAUGUCGUGAGAUUUCUCUUUGAAUUUGGAGCAUCUACUGAAUGUAGGACCAAAGAUGGGGGCACUGCCCUGUUGGCCGCCAGUCAGUAUGGGCACAUGCAGGUGGUUGAGACCCUGCUGAAGCACGGAGCCAAUAUCCACGACCAACUUUACGAUGGAGCCACUGCACUCUUCCUAGCUGCCCAGGGUGGUUACUUGGAUGUUAUUCGAUUACUGUUGUCUUCAGGAGCAAAAGUCAACCAGCCAAGGCAGGACGGGACGGCGCCGCUGUGGAUCGCAUCGCAGAUGGGCCAUAGCGAGGUGGUGAGGGUGAUGCUGCUGCGCGGAGCCGACCGGGACGCCGCCCGCAAUGAUGGUACCACAGCAUUGCUAAAAGCAGCCAACAAAGGGUAUAACGAUGUUAUAAAGGAGUUGCUAAAAUUCUCACCCACCCUUGGCAUUCUGAAGAAUGGGACAUCGGCCCUCCACGCUGCGGUGCUCAGUGGGAAUAUUAAAACAGUUGCACUGCUCCUGGAAGCCGGAGCAGACCCAGCCCUGAGAAACAAGGCCAAUGAACUUCCGGCAGAACUAACCAAAAACGAACGUAUCCUGCGUCUCCUCCGAAGUAAAGAAGGACACAGGAAGAGCUAACUUAGUUCCAUAUUUGACUGAAAGAUAGAAACCGUAAUCACAUUGUCCGAAAAGAAGUCACUUUUCAAAUAGUGUUGGAAAUUCCAUUAAGAAAGGAAAUGCUCAGAAUGCCCUCCCUGGGUCCCUGACCAAGGAGCGCUGGGCUCUGUGCCCUGAGUCAAGAACAGAAAGGCUCAGGGACCCCUUGCCCUCACUUAUGUGGGCUUCUCACACUGGCCUGCGCCCCCACUGCUGUGGGGCCUGGCAGAUUCGUGGAUUCCAUAGAAACUCGUUUUACACUACACUAAGGUGGGUCUCUCAGUUAAACUCUAAGACUUAAACCCUUGACAAGGUUUAAGCAAGAUGACAAAAGCCUUUAAAAUACUGAAAGUUUGAUCUUCAGUGAAUCAAAGCACUUUUACUUUUGCAUUAAAUGUCAGUGUGCAAAAAGAUACAGCUCCCUCAUGUUUUACACAUACAUGUAUGUCAUGCCAGCGUAAAAUGUUUUCUUCUCCCCAAAGGUUGUAGCCACGUUUAUUCUGAAUCAAUGAAGUGUAAAUUCACAUUAAAAAGCCACUUCUGACAUUCCACCAUGUGAUUUUCAAAGGUGGACUGUUGAACUAUAAAGAAGACAAAUUGUUGAUUUGUGAGUUGAUCCUCGUCUUAUUCCAAACACAUAAAAAAUCAUUUUUACCAAGAAUCAAUAUUGAGGUACGGUGGGAAGCAAGUGGCAAUUUGGGAAACGCAGAAAAUUACAAGCCAUGGGAAAUUGAGGCUUGUCUCUUUGAGCUUUUAUUUUGGUUCUCUCGUUGGGAAUCCGCUUCCCAUGCCAUAACUAAGUAGACUUCCUAUGCUGUGCAAUCCUGAGCUCCCAGCACCACAUUGCUUGACACAAUGACUUUGAGGUCCUUGGAUGAAAUGUGAUAUAUGCAAGUACAAUACGUUUCUAUUAUAUUGCAGGAGUAUAAGUAAUAAAAGACUGUUAUUAGUAUUUAAUAGGUGUUCAUCUAUGCAUGUUCUUGAGCUGAUUGAUUCCAAGAAAGAGACCUGAGUUUUAUUGAAUUAUUCCUUGGAGGGGAAUCAAAAUUUAUGUACAGUGCACUUUAUAAUCAAUGGUGUCUAAAUGCCUCAGUCAGUGCCUAAUUGCACACGCUAAAAUUAAACCGUCUUUCCAUAAUAAACCGUCUUUACCAUAAUAAACACUGAUGGCAUUUCUGGUAUUUAAAUACAUCUUUAGUUUUCUUUUCAUUUUCUGCUCUGGUUUCCAGGCAAUGUUCUGGAUGUUAAAGACAUGUUAACGUGGAAGAAAAUGUAAUCCCCACCGUUUUUUUUAACCAACUUGCAGUGGUCCUGAAAGCAUUAUCCUUAAGCCAGUAAAUGAUCAAAUAUAAUUUUUGAAAUUAGAAGAUACUCUCCUAAGGUUUGUUAUGAUUGAUAAAAUAAUCAAUCAACAGAAAUCAGCUUAUUUUAAUCAAUAUCACAAACAAAGGCUGUAAUGAGUCACCCACAGAGUCCCCAGGGAUGCCUAUAGCCUGACUAGCUAUGCAACAACUCAACAAUCUAAUUUCGGGAUAAAAAUUUAGAAAGAUCUGUCUGUAUUGCUAAAACACCCAGAUGUAAACCCUUUAGUAACUAUAAAGCAGUGCCAAUUUCCUCACUGACUUACUUAGCAAAGUACUAAGUACAAAUGCACACUUUCCCCCAUGGGAAUUUCAGAAAGCUGUGUUCAUUUUGAAGAGGAAAAUAGUGUGGCCUUAAAUGCUUUAUAUUUUUCCCCUUUUGUUAGCCCUUGGGCCAAAACUGAUUGCUGAUCACUGACAUAAAUCAAAACAGUAUUGUGGGUACUGAUAACAAAGUUCCAAAAGACAAAAUGGGAUGAAAUCAUGAACUUCAUGUUUUCACUAAGAUAUGUUGUCCUUGGCCUAUGUGUUGCAUUGUUUCAAGUGGAUAAUGUUCUUGAUCAACAUUAGAGCUGUAAGAAUGAAUCCAGUAGCUUUAACAAUAUUUAAUGGAUUAAAUAUUUAACAAUAUUUAAUCUCUUGCUAUAGGUAAGAGAUCUCUAGCCUAGAAGGAUCAGGUUUGGUCUGGAUGAGAUUAUGACAUUAUCCAUAACAGGGAAGAUGAUUGUAUUAACCAUGCACCAAAAACUAAAGUCUGUUAUUUGAAGUAAAAUUGCAUUUAUUUUGCACACAGGUAGAUGGUUCUUUUUUUUUUUUUUUUU
Molecule: messenger RNA, 3457 nt
Organism: Lynx canadensis (Canada lynx)
Lineage: Eukaryota; Metazoa; Chordata; Mammalia; Carnivora; Felidae
Gene: ANKRD29
Product: ankyrin repeat domain 29
Exons: 11
Coding region: 502-1257 (251 amino acids)
Biological process (GO): RNA processing
Molecular function (GO): RNA binding; protein binding; RNA nuclease activity
Source: RefSeq, a predicted model, not a curated record